AUGGGUCGUAAGGUGUUGGGGUUGUGCGUAUAUAUGAGAACAGAGCAAGUCAAGAGUCGCUGUGAGUCGUGUACGCAAUUACUGGAGAUAGUAAUGAGUAGUAGUAGUAAUAAUGAGGGCAUGGUGCCGGCGAGUGGUUCAGCGGUCGAGACGGUACUAAAGAGGGUUCGAGUGGGUUCAGAUGACAAAGAAGCAUCAUGUUGUGAGGAGGAGGGUCGAGAGAGAAAGAGAAGGAAAGUUUGUGUAAGUGAAAGUGAUAGUUGCACUGUUUGCAUGGAAGAGUUUAAUGGAGGAUCAGAAGUAGCUUGCAUGCCUUGCUCACAUGUGUUUCAUGACAAGUGCAUAAGGACAUGGCUCAGACAAAGUCACUACUGCCCGGUUUGCCGAUUUGAAGUGCCAACUGCUGAUUGA
Messenger RNA from Prunus armeniaca (apricot), 411 nucleotides. NCBI's taxonomy places the organism in Eukaryota, Viridiplantae, Streptophyta, Magnoliopsida, Rosales, Rosaceae. The record is from the annotation of a GenBank genome assembly.